AUGGCCGCGCACCGUGCCUAUGUUUACCAAGCACAAGGGCAGACACCCGUGAUCGAGAACCUGCCCACACCAACACCAGGGACAGAUGAGGUUGUCAUCUCGGUCAAGGCAGUCGCCUUGAAUCCACUCGACAACUAUAUGCUCGACUUCGGCGCUUUCAUUGGCCAGUGGCCUGCAAUCGCAGGUUCCGAUGUUGCAGGCGUGAUUGAGAAUGUGGGCUCAGCGUCUUCAAACGCUACCCUGGGCACUCUAAAGCCUGGUGUUCGCGUCCUCGCCAUGACAGAGGCAUUUAGCAAGCUUGGAAAGCUACCGUAUGGAGGCUUCCAGGAGAAGCUCAUCGUGCACAUCAGCAAGGUCACGCCAAUUCCGGAAUCUUUGACGUUUGCGGAUGCUGCCAUCGUUCCCAUCGGCCUAUGGACAACGUGGCUCGCCCUACAGGUCAUCGGGAUCAAACCAGAAACGAGAUAUACCUCUUCAGACAACAAAGGAUUUCUUGUCUGGGGUGCAUCAAGCAGCAUUGGCAGUGCCGGCAUGCAGGUCGCACGAUCCUUGGGCUACCAAGUCUACGCGGCCGCAUCGACGCAGCACCACGAAUACCUCAAGUCUCUGGGCGCAAACGUGGUAAUAGACUACGCCGACUCCACCACGGCAGUGGAAUCGAUCAUCUCGGCUGCGAAGAAACAAGGCGUCACCAUCACCGAGGCAUUCCACGCCAUCGGCGAUUUGAAACCCGUUCUCGAGAUCGUGGCGGCGUUCGGAGGCGGGAAGGUCGCGACAGCUCAACCGCCCAACGAGAGCACUCCGCAAGUCGAGAGUGUGCAAUGGUCAUUCGUCAAACCCGACGACGAUGAAGACGCACGGAACAAAUACGACGCGUUUAUCUUCAAUCGCUGGCUUCCACAGGCACUACUGGAUGGAACUUAUAAGCCCUCGCCUAAGACCAAUGUCGUUGGUAAGGGACUGGAGAGCCUGGGCGAUGCAUUGAAGACCUUGAAGAAUGGUGCGCGUGGAGAGAAAUUUGUGGUCGAGUUUUAG
Molecule: messenger RNA, 1035 nt
Organism: Exophiala bonariae
Lineage: Eukaryota; Fungi; Ascomycota; Eurotiomycetes; Chaetothyriales; Herpotrichiellaceae
Exons: 1
Coding region: 1-1035 (344 amino acids)
Molecular function (GO): oxidoreductase activity, acting on NAD(P)H
Source: RefSeq, a predicted model, not a curated record